AUGUUUUAUAGGAUUGGCAGUAUAACACAUAUUUUUAAAAUGAUGUUCCUCUUCCUAGAAGAUCUUUCUUCCCUUUGCCGUCUGUUCAAUAUACCUGAUCUUUCAGGAUCCAAUGCCAGUGAGACCUCUUCUGUGAUUGCUUUUCCUCCAAUCCCAGCCAGAUUCAUAGGCUUCUUCCUUUCUGCUUCUGUAAGACCUUGCAUAUACAUUGAGCAUGGCACUCAAGCAAUUGAAAUCCUUUCUGCAUGUUUGAAAAUGAGCUCCUCAAAGCAGCUUCCCCAUCAUUUUCCUCAUCACAUGAAUUGCACUUAA
This is a messenger RNA of Rangifer tarandus platyrhynchus (Svalbard reindeer), 312 nucleotides long. NCBI's taxonomy places the organism in Eukaryota, Metazoa, Chordata, Mammalia, Artiodactyla, Cervidae. The record is from the annotation of a GenBank genome assembly.